Telopea speciosissima is the source of this 1786-nucleotide messenger RNA. Its product is annotated as multicopper oxidase LPR1 homolog 1-like. The transcript is spliced from 3 exons. Gene Ontology annotation, molecular function: oxidoreductase activity; copper ion binding. Lineage: Eukaryota; Viridiplantae; Streptophyta; Magnoliopsida; Proteales; Proteaceae. The record is from RefSeq and is a predicted model, not a curated record. Bases 23 to 1786 code for a protein of 587 amino acids.
CAGACAAAUCAACACUACAAGAAUGGAGGCUAUCAGAUUGUUAACCAUCCUUAUACUGUUAAGUAUGAGGAUUUGGAGUGGAGCAGCCACCCCAGCACCGUCGUCGACCGCCGCGCCACCUCCGAUAACAGAAGCAACCCUUCAGCAAGUGGCUGCUUCUCUGAAAAUGUAUGUUGAUGAGCUCCCAAAAAUUCCAAAGCUCUUUGGUUAUUCAAUGCGACAUGGCUCACCAGCUCCUGGAAAUCUCGCUAUAGGCAUGUUCGAGAAGAAAUGGAAAUUCCACCGUGAUUUCCCUUCAACGACAGUCUUCGCAUAUGGUACAUCAGCAGAGGCAGCUACCGUACCUGGACCACUCAUCGAAGCUCUAAAAGGGAUAAAAACAUCAGUGACAUGGCAAAAUUACCUUCCUCAGAACCACUUCCUCUCAUGGGACCCAACCGUCACUUGUGCCAUCCCUAAGCAUGGUGGGGUUCCAACAGUCGUCCAUCUCCAUGGAGGUGUCCAUCCACCACAAGAAGACGGCAACCCAAAUGCUUGGUUCACCUCCAGUUACCGAGAAACCGGACCUGCCUGGACCCAACCAACCUACACAUACCUGAACAUCCAACAUGCUGGUAACCUAUGGUACCAUGAUCAUGCACUUGGUUUAACACGUGUCAACAUCCUAGCAGGCCUGGUUGGCCCAUAUGUGAUCCGUGAUCCAAAAUUAGAAAAACCUUGGAAUCUCCCAUCCGGACCAGAUUUUGAUCGGCACCUGAUGGUCUUCGACCGGAGCUUCUACAUGAAUGGUUCCAUUUACAUCAAUUCAACUGGUGACAAUCCUUCCAUUCACCCACAAUGGCAACCAGAAUACUUUGGUGAUGCCAUUAUAGUUAACGGUAAAGCUUGGCCAUUUCUUAAAGUCCAACGAAGGAAGUACCGUUUUAGAAUCAUCAACGCUUCCAAUGCGAGAUUUUUUAACUUCUCAUUAUCCAAUGGUCUUCCGUUCAUCCAAGUAGGAUCAGAUGCGUCCUACCUCAACUCCCCAGUCCAGACACAGAGUAUCCUCUUAUCCCCCGCCGAGACCGCUGAUGUCAUAGUUGACUUUUCAACUCCAAACACCAACGAAUCUGUCUUAACUAAUAGUGCACCUUACCCAUACCCGACAGGCAACCCGGUGGAUAAUCUAACCGGAAAUGUUAUGAAGUUCAUAAUAUCACCAGAAAACCAGAAUUCUCCCUGUAAGAUUCCGACAAGCCUAGUGAAUUACCCGGCAGCAACAACAGAAGGUUCAGUGAAGACGAGGUAUAUAGUGUUGUAUGAGUAUGAAAGUACUACCGGAAACCCGACCCAUCUGUAUAUUAAUGGGAAGAGCUUCUUGGACCCGGUGACGGAACUUCCGAAAGUUGGUACAACAGAGGUGUGGGAGGUGAUCAACCUGACCCAAGAUAAUCACCCGCUUCACAUACACUUGGCAACAUUUCAAGCGAUCAAGGUGGAGGAGUUGGUGGAUCUUGAUACAUUUAGAAACUGCAUGAUUGCACAGAAGAAUGAUGCAGUUGGGUGUAACGUGACAGCCCAUUUAAGUGGGAAAUUGCUAAGUAUCCCAAACUAUGAGAAGACAUGGAAGAAUGUAGUGAAGAUAGUACCUGGAUAUCAAACUACAACGAUAGUCAGAUUUAAUAUGGUGGAGACUAAUACAACAUAUCCUUUCAAUGCUACUGCUGCACCUGGAUAUGUCUACCAUUGUCAUAUUUUAGACCACGAAAAUAACCAGAUGAUACGACCAUUGAAGAUGGUUCUUUGA